AUGGCGUCCAUUAUUAAAGACACGGGUGAAAUUUGGAGCCGACUAUUUGAUCAUCGACCAUUCAUUCAAGGUGAAAUAACAUUCUUCCUGCGCGAAUUUCAGGAGAAAAGAGGCGACCGAGAAGUGGAACGUCUCUUCAAAAUACUUGAAUAUUCGACAGAAUUGAAAGAAAAUCAACUCGAUAGAACAGAACAACUUGGGGAUUGUCAUUUACCAAGCUUGAAAGCAAAUGUUGAUGUUGCUCUGAGCAUGUGUGAAAGAGUUCUCCAAAGGGAACAAGAUUUUGACAGUGAUAUUGCAUUACAGGAAAAUAGAGAAAUAAGGAAACUAGAAUGGGAGAAGUUUGUUAAUGAUAUGAGCGAGAAAUGUAAGAAAGUAAAUCAAACUUUUGAAGAAAAAGAAAAUGAAAUAAAAGAAUUUUACAUUGAUAUAGAAGAAAAGUUACACAUCACGUCAUAA
This is a messenger RNA of Eufriesea mexicana, 459 nucleotides long. RefSeq names its product biogenesis of lysosome-related organelles complex 1 subunit 5 (gene Muted). Lineage: Eukaryota; Metazoa; Arthropoda; Insecta; Hymenoptera; Apidae. The coding region runs from base 1 to 459 and encodes 152 amino acids. The transcript is spliced from 4 exons. The record is from RefSeq and is a predicted model, not a curated record. Gene Ontology annotation, cellular component: BLOC-1 complex; transport vesicle.